AUUCAAGUAAAAUCAAGAGCACCAAUCACAAGAAUUCCAACCCUAUCAAAUAUGGAGCCCCAACGAAUUAUUCAAGUAAAAUCAAGAGAGGAGUUAAGAGAUGAGAUCCACCUCACCGCCCUUGAUAGCGUUGUGAUUCUCAACUUUCUAUGUGCUGCCUUUACAUUUAUCGGACUCUCCCUCACCACUAUGGAGUUGCAGAGCAUUGAUGGUUGUCUUGGCUGCGGUCCCAAGAUCAGGAGUUUGAUGUUAUUUGAGGUCAUUUCCUUUGCGUUUUUUCUCGCAUCAUUAUUGGUGGCUUAUGGCUUGAAGAUAAUGAUCAGUCUCAUCAAUCCUGCGGAAUUAAAUAAAGAGUUUAGAAACCACUUCAACAGAAAGUCUAUUCGGAAGGUGAUGCUUUGUGUCAUCUUCAGCUCGAUCUUGGGAUGUCUUUUUUUAAUUCUCUCAAUAGUGUACAUCCUCCAAAUUCGGUUAGGGAUUUCGAGUUGUGAGAGUCCAUUUACAGUCCAAGGAGUGGUUGCUCUUGUUAUUAUUGUUACUUGUGGUGUUAUUUUUCAUGCUGCUGUUACUAUCUCAGUGUUUUUGUAUGUGUGA
Messenger RNA from Vitis vinifera (wine grape), 594 nucleotides. RefSeq lists its product as uncharacterized. The transcript is spliced from 2 exons. The coding region runs from base 52 to 594 and encodes 180 amino acids. Lineage: Eukaryota; Viridiplantae; Streptophyta; Magnoliopsida; Vitales; Vitaceae. The record is from RefSeq and is a predicted model, not a curated record.